GCCCCGCAUCAUUUCUGCGUUGUUUGGGGACAGUAGGAAGAUGGCGGCGGCCCCGCUCUACUGUGUCUGCCGGCAGCCUUACGAUGUGAGCCGGUUUAUGAUCGAGUGCGAUAUUUGUAAGGACUGGUUUCACGGCAGCUGUGUGCAGGUAGAAGAGCAUCAUGCUGUGGAUAUCGACGUGUACCACUGUCCCAACUGUGAUGUUGUACAUGGACCCUCCCUGAUGAAAAAGCGCAACAACUGGCAUAGACACGAUUACACAGAGCCGGAUGAUGGAAGUAAGCCAGUGCAGGCUGGCACCCCAGUGUUUAUCAGGGAGCUCCAAAACAGGACAUUCCCCAGCGGGGAGGACAUUCUGAUCCGAAUGAAGGGUGAGCAGGUAACACGUCGCUACCUGGAAAAGCACGGCUUCAAAUACCCCAUAAAGGUCACUGAGAUGGAGGGCCUGGGGCUGAAGCUACCGCCCUCUACUUUCUCUGUCAAAGAUGUGGAGCAGUAUGUGGGUGGCGACAAAAUCAUUGAUGUGAUCGACGUGGCUCGGCAAGCAGACAGUAAGAUGAAGCUCAGCGAGUUCAUCAAGUAUUUCACCAAACCCCAUCGACCGAAGGUCCUCAACCUCAUCAGCCUGGAGUUCUCAGACACCAAAAUGUCAGAAUUGGUCAUGGUUCCCGACGUGGCUCAGAAGAUGUCUUGGGUGGAGAACUACUGGCCAGAUGACUCCUUCUUUCCCAAACCUUUUGUGCAGAAGUACUGCCUGAUGGGAGUUAAGGACAGCUACACCGACUUCCACAUAGAUUUUGGUGGUACCUCUGUGUGGUACCAUGUUCUCUGGGGUGAGAAGGUCUUCUACUUGAUCAAGCCCACUGCGGCCAACCUUGCACAAUAUGAGGCAUGGAGCUCGUCGCCCAAUCAGAGCGAAGUCUUCUUUGGGGACAAAGUUGACAAGUGCUACAAGUGUGUUGUGCCCAAAGGAACUACUCUGCUCAUCCCCACAGGCUGGAUCCAUGCCGUGCUCACGUCUCAGGAUUGCAUGGCAUUUGGAGGGAACUUCCUUCACAACCUCAAUAUUGGCAUGCAGCUCAAGUGUUAUGAAAUGGAGCGGCGUCUGAAAACCCCUGACCUCUUUAAGUUUCCUUACUUUGAAGCCAUAUGUUGGUAUGUGGCCAAGAACCUACUGGAAACCCUCAAAGAGCUACGAGAGGACAACUGUCCACCUCCAACCUACCUGGUGGAAGGAGUCAAGGCUUUAAUUUGUGCGCUGAAGACCUGGUUGAAACGAGAGGUGUCUGAGCCCACCAGUGAAGUACCAGACAAUAUCAGGCCCAACCAUCUCAUUAAAGAGCUGACCAAGGAAAUCCGCCACCUGGAGGAGGAGCCGGCUAUCGGUGCGAAGCCAGUGAAAUCUCAGGGAAGUGGGUGUGUCGUCGGAUCCGCCGGGUCCAGCGCGAGCGGUGUUACUCGCUCCACGCUGGAGAAGCUGUGUCAGGCCAGACGGGCACGAAGGGCAGCCAGACGGCUGAGAGAGCAGCAGAGACAAGUGCCGUCCAACCUGGACAUCUUGGAGCAGCACACCCGGGAGGUGCUGAGGAGGCUGGAGGUGGGACCGCUCGAGGAGGAUCCAGCAUUCUGUGCAAAGGUUCAUGGGAAGCUCAAUAAAGUAUCAACAGCUUCAGCAGCAGCAGCUGCAGAGUCUUUGGAGGACAACCACCUCCGUCUGAUGCUGGUCAACGGCAGAAUCAUCAGAGAUAUGAGGCGGCCAAGCAGCAGUCCAGUGAAGCUGGAAGGAGAGAGGUUCUCUGUAGGUCACAGCCCAACAAAGAUAAAGUCUGAGAGGACACAAGACUGUGGAGAGCACCCCGGCACAGGGCAUCUGGAGAGAGUGAAGACAGAACUCAGGGAAGAAGUCUCAGGAGACUCCAGUGUGUCAGACGUGGAGUCAGAUAGUGAUUCUCCCACAGAGCGUAAGGUGUCGUCUUCGUCCUCAUCGGACGACGAUACAGACAGUUCCCAGGAGGAGGAGAGAAGCUCAUCUCAGCAGAAAAGUUCAGGGCACACCACGGAGCUGGACCAGAAACUCAGGCACAAACACAAAACACUGAAACGCCAAUGUCCUACCUCACCCAGCACAGAAGAGGCCAUUCAGGGGAUGCUGUCCAUGGCUGGUCUGCUGUGCUCCUCCAAGCAGGAGAAGGUAGCCUCCUCCCAGGAGCCCUGGUGGGCCAGCCCCAGCCAGUGCCCCCUGCUGGAGCAGAGGGCGUUGGCGCAGCACCAACAUCGAAUCCAGGGGGACAAGAGCCCCAUGGACAGCCAGGGCAACAGCAGCAGCGAGGCCUGGGACAAUCAUGGGCUUCCCAGCCCAGAGCCAGAAUACCAAUACUGUGACCCCGCUAUGUCUCCCCCGCUGCACCCCUCCAAGAGGCACGCCCCCAACCCUCCACCAAUCAGCAAUCAGGCCACAAAAGGCAAACGUCCCAAGAAAGGAAUGGCCACUGCCAAACAGAGACUGGGAAAGAUCUUAAAACUCAACAGACACAGUCGGGUCUUUGUGUAAGGCUUUAUUUAUUUUUUUUUUUUUUAGGGGGUGGGUGUAUAAAAAAAAACAAAAAACAAAAAAAAAAAAAACCUGCAGUUGACCGGUCAGACACGCUCACUGUGCAUGUUUAGGAGACAGGGUAAUCAGAUUUGAAAUGGGCGAGUGCACGACUUCACUACAAGCACACAGAAGA
Molecule: messenger RNA, 2726 nt
Organism: Thalassophryne amazonica
Lineage: Eukaryota; Metazoa; Chordata; Actinopteri; Batrachoidiformes; Batrachoididae
Gene: kdm7aa
Product: lysine (K)-specific demethylase 7Aa
Exons: 18
Coding region: 41-2551 (836 amino acids)
Biological process (GO): protein demethylation; regulation of transcription by RNA polymerase II
Molecular function (GO): transcription coregulator activity; histone demethylase activity
Source: RefSeq, a predicted model, not a curated record